AUGGACGUGGACGUGGACGUGGACAUGGACGUGGACGUGGACGUGGACGUGGUCGUGGACGUGGUUGUGGACGUGGACGUGGACGUGGAUGUGGACGUGGACGUGGACGUGGUCGUGGACGUGGACGUGGACGUGGACAUGGACGUGGACGUGGACGUGGACGUGGACGUGGAUGUGGACAUGGACGUGGACGUGGACAUGGACGUGGACGUGGACAUGGACGUGGACGUGGACGUGGACGUGGUCGUGGACGUGGUCGUGGACGUGGACGUGGACGUGGACGUGGACGUGGACGUGGACGUGGUCGUGGACGUGGACGUGGACGUGGACGUGGACGUGGACAUGGACGUGGACGAGGACAUGGACGUGGACGUGGACGUGGACGUGGACGAGGACGUGGACGUAGACCUGGACAUGGUCAUGGACGUGGACAUGGACGUGGACGUGGAAGUGGACGUGGACAUGGUCGUAGACGUGGACGAGGACUUGGACGUGGACGUGGACGUGGACGUGGACGUGGACGAGGACCUGGACGUGGACGUGGACGUGGACAUGGACGACGUGGACGUAGACCUGGACAUGGUCGUGGACGUGGACAUGGACGUGGACGUGGAAGUGGACGUGGACAUGGUCGUGGACGUGGACGUGGACGUGGACAUGGACGUGGACAUGGACGUGGACGAGGACGUGGACGUGGACGUGGACAUGGACGUGGACGAGGACAUGGACGUGGACGUGGACGUGGACGUGGACGUGGACGAGGACGUGGACGUAGACCUGGACAUGGUCGUGGACGUGGACAUGGACGUGGACGUGGAAGUGGACGUGGACAUGGUCGUGGACGUGGACGAGGACUUGGACGUGGACGUGGACGUGGACGUGGACGUGGACGAGGACCUGGACGUGGACGUGGACGUGGACAUGGACGUGGACGUGGACAUGGACGUGGACAUGGUCGUGGAAGUGGACGUGGUCAUGGACGUGGACGUGGACGUGGACGUGGACGUGGACGUGGACAUGGACGUGGACAUGGACGUGGACGUGGACGUGGACGUGGACAUGGUCGUGGAAGUGGACAUGGACGUGGACGUGGACGUGGACGUGGACGUGGACAUGGACGUGGACGUGGACGUGGACGUGGACGUUGACGUGGACGUGGACGUGGACAUGGACGUGGACAUGGACGUGGACGUGGACGACAUGGACGUGGACGUGGACGUGGACGUGGACGUGGACGUGGACAUGGACGUAGACGUGGACAUGGUCGUGGACGUGGACGUGGACGUGGACGUGGACGUGGACGUGGACGAGGACAUGGACAUAGACAUGGUCGUGGACGUGGACGUGGACGUGGACAUGGACGUGGUCGUGGACAUGAACGUGGACGUGGAUGUGGACGUGGACAUGGACGUGGACGUGGACGUGGACGUGGACAUGGACGUGGACGUGGACGUGGACUUGGACGUGGACGUGGACGUGGACAUGGACGUGGACAUGGACGUGGACGUGGACGUGGACGUGGAUGUGGACAUGGUCGUGGAAGUGGACGUGGACAUGGACGUGGACGUGGACGUGGACGUGGACGUGGACAUGGACGUGGACGUGGACGUGGACGUGGACGUUGACGUGGACGUGGACGUGGACAUGGACGUGGACAUGGACGUGGACGUGGACGUGGACGUGGACGUGGACGUGGACAUGGACGUGGACGUGGACGUGGACGUGGACAUGGACGUGGUCGUGGACGUGGACGUGAACGUGGACGUGGACAUGGACGUGGACGUGGACGUGGACAUGGACGUGGACGUGGACGUGGUCGUGGACGUGGUCGUGGACGUGGAUGUGGACGUGGACGUGGACGUGGACGUGGACGUGGAUGUGGACGUGGUCGUGGACGUGGACGUGGACGUGGACAUGGACGUGGACAUGGACGUGGACGUGGACGUGGACGUGGACGUGGAUGUGUACGUGGGCAUGGACAUGGACGUGGACGUGGACGUGGACAUGGACGUGGACGUGGACAUGGACGUGGACGUGGACGUGGACGUGGACGUGGACGUGGACGUGGACGUGGACAUAGACGUGGACGUGGACAUGGACGUGGACGAGGACGUGGACGUGGACAUGGACGUGGACGUUGACGUGGACGUGGACGUGGACGAGGACGUGGACGUGGACGUGGACGUGGACAUGGACAUGGACGUGGACGUGGACGUGGACGUGGACAUGGACGUGGACGUGGACAUGGACGUGGACGAGGACGUGGACGUGGACAUGGACGUGGACGUUGACGUGGACGUGGACGUGGACGUGGACGAGGACGUGGACGUGGACGUGGACGUGGACGUGGACAUGGACAUGGACGUGGAUGUGGACGUGGACGUGGACAUGGACGUGGACGUGGACAUGGCCGUGGACGUGGACGUGGACAUGGACGUGGACGUGGACGUGGACGUGGACAUGGACGUGGACGUGGACAUGGACGUGGACGUGGACAUGGUUUUGGACGUGGACGUGGACGUGGACGUGGUCGUGGUCGUGGACGUGGACGUGGACGUGGACGUGGACGUGGACCCAGCGUGGACACGUGGACAUGGACGUGGACGGGACGUGGACGUGGACGUGGACAUGGACGUGGUCGUGGACAUGGACGUGGACGUGGACGUGGACAUGGACGUGGACGUGGACGUGGACGUGGUCGUGGACGUGCUCGUGGACGUGGACGUGGACGUGGACGUGGUCGUGGACGUGGACGUGGACGUGGACAUGGACGUGGACAUGGACGUGGACGUGGACGUGGACGUGGACGUGGACAUGGACGUGGACGUGGACGUGGACGUGGACGUGGACAUAGACGUGGACGUGGACAUGGACGUGGACGAGGACGUGGACGUGGACAUGGACGUGGACGUUGACGUGGACGUGGACGUGGACGAGGACGUGGACGUGGACGUGGACGUGGACGUGGACAUGGACAUGGACGUGGACGUGGACGUGGACGUGGACAUGGACGUGGACGUGGACAUGGACGUGGACGAGGACGUGGACGUAGACAUGGACGUGGACGUUGACGUGGACGUGGACGUGGACGUGGACGAGGACGUGGACGUGGAUGUGGACGUGGACGUGGACAUGGACGUGGACGUGGACAUGGCCGUGGACGUGGACGUGGACAUGGACGUGGACGUGGACGUGGACGUGGACAUGGACGUGGACGUGGACAUGGACGUGGACGUGGACAUGGUUUUGGACGUGGACGUGGACGUGGACGUGGUCGUGGUCGUGGACGUGGACGUGGACGUGGACGUGGACGUGGACGUGGACGUGGACCCAGCGUGGACUGGACGUGGACAUGGUCGUGGACGUGGACGAGGACUUGGACGUGGACGUGGACGUGGACGUGGACGAGGACCUGCACGUGGACGUGGACGUGGACAUGGACGUGGACGGGACGUGGACGUGGACGUGGACAUGGACGUGGUCGUGGACAUGGACGUGGACGUGGACGUGGACAUGGACGUGGACGUGGAUGUGGACGUGGUCGUGCACGUGCUCGUGGACGUGGACGUGGACGUGGACGUGGACGUGGUCGUGGACGUGGACGUGGACGUAGACAUGGACGUGGACAUGGACGUGGACGUGGACGUGGACGUGGACGUGUACGUGGACAUGGACAUGGACGUGGACGUGGACGUGGACAUGGACGUGGACGUGGACAUAGACGUGGACGUGGACGUGGACGUGGACGUGAACGUGGACAUGGACGUGGACGUGGACAUGGACAUGGACGAGGACGUGGACGUAGACAUGGACGUGGACGUUGACGUGGACGUGGACGAGGACGUGGACGUGGACGUGGACGUGGACGUGGACGUGGACGUGGACGUGGACAUGGACAUUGACGUGGACGUGGACUUGGACGUGGACAUGGACGUGGACGUGGACAUGGACGUGGACGAGGACGUGGACGUGGACAUGGACGUGGACGUUGACGUGGACGUGGACGUGGACGAGGACAUGGACGUGGACGUGGACGUGGACGUGGACGUGGACAUGGACGUGGACAUGGACAUGGACGUGGACGUGGACGUGGACGUGGACAUGGACGUGGACGUGGACAUGGACGUGGACAUGGUUGUGGACGUGGACGUGGACAUGGACAUGGACGUGGACGUGGACGUGGACGUGGACAUGGACGUGGACGUGGACAUGGACGUGGACGUGGACAUGGACUUGGACGUGGACGUGGACGUGGACGUGGACAUAAACGUGGACGUGGACGUGGACGUGGUCGUGGACGUGGUCGUGGACGUGGACGUGGACGUGGACGUGGACGUGGACGUGGUCGUGGACGUGGACGUGGACGUGGACGUGGACGUGGACGAGGACAUGGACGUGGACGUGGACGUGGACGUGGACGAGGACGUGGACGUAGACCUGGACAUGGUCGUGGACGUGGACAUGGACGUGGACGUGGAAGUGGACGUGGACAUGGUCGUGGACGUGGACGAGGACUUGGACGUGGACGUGGACGUGGACGUGGACGUGGACGAGGACCUGGACGUGGACGUGGACGACGUGGACGUAGACCUGGACAUGGUCGUGGACGUGGACAUGGACGUGGACGUGGAAGUGGACGUGGACAUGGUCGUGGACGUGGACGUGGACGUGGACGUGGACAUGGACGUGGACGUGGACGUGGACGAGGACGUGGACGUGGACGUGGACAUGGACGUGGACGAGGACAUGGACGUGGACGUGGACGUGGACGAGGACGUGGACGUAGACCUGGACAUGGUCGUGGACGUGGACAUGGACGUGGACGUGGAAGUGGACGUGGACAUGGUCCUGGACGUGGACGAGGACUUGGACGUGGACGUGGACGUGGACGUGGACGAGGACCUGGACGUGGACGUGGACGUGGACAUGGACGUGGACGGGACGUGGACGUGGAUGUGGACGUGGACGUGGACGUGGACGUGGACAUGGACGUGGACGUAG
Messenger RNA from Closterium sp. NIES-65, 5001 nucleotides. The record is from the annotation of a GenBank genome assembly. Lineage: Eukaryota; Viridiplantae; Streptophyta; Zygnematophyceae; Desmidiales; Closteriaceae.